This is a messenger RNA of Dreissena polymorpha, 7331 nucleotides long. Its product is annotated as cortactin-binding protein 2-like. Lineage: Eukaryota; Metazoa; Mollusca; Bivalvia; Myida; Dreissenidae. Gene Ontology annotation, molecular function: protein binding. The record is from RefSeq and is a predicted model, not a curated record. Bases 205 to 5676 code for a protein of 1823 amino acids. The transcript is spliced from 24 exons.
AGACAGGUCACGUGAUCGUCAUUAUUUUUUUGUUGAUUCUGGAAAAUGAAAAUACUGCAAAUUACCAAAUGAUGAACAGAUGCAUUUAAUUAUUGUACUUGACAACUGUGUUUCGCACCCUUUUGUUGUUUAAUGCACGUAUAAUUUCGGAUCUUGAUGGCAAAAACUGAAUAGAUCAGGGUUUUUAACCGGGCCAAAACAAAGAUGGCGGGUCGAAAUCCUAACCCGGGUGGAUUUGACACUUCUGAGAAAGUUAACUCAAAUACAUUGAAACGACACCCGAAGAUGGAUCUUUCAAGAACAGAUCUUCUUCAGUUGCUAAGCUAUCUAGAGGGAGAAUUACAAGCCAGGGAUGUUGUAAUAGCUACUCUGAAGGCAGAGAAGGCUAAGCAGCUGCUGUACCAGGCCAAAUAUGGCAGGUUUGGUCUGGGGGACCCAUUCUCCGCAAUGCAGAGGGACUCGGACAACAUGAAGGACGAUACAUUUGAUGAGUCUGCCAUCAAGUCCAUGUACGACAACCAGCUGGCUCAGCUGGAGAACCUGAUAGCCACACAGCGCAAGGCACAGCUCAAGAUGAGGGAACAGAUGCUGGGCAUCGAGAAGAAGUACCAGAAGGUGUGCUCUGAGCUCGAUGAUGAGAAGCGUAAGCAUGCCCAGGACACGGCCCAGGGGGAUGAUGUGACCUACAUGCUGGAGAAGGAACGAGAACGACUCAACAAGGAGGUGGACUUCGAGAAAGCCAAUACUAAAAAGAUGGAAAAAGACUUGAAAAAAACACUGGCCAGUCUAGAAGACGAGCGAGCUAAUUCUGUGAAACAUAAGCAGGUUGCAUUAAUGCUUAUAAAAGAGCGCAGAAAACUAGUGGAGAAAUUGUUGCAAGAAAAACAGAAAGCUGAUGAAGUAGAAAAACUGUUAGUUGAAGAAAAGAGCAAAUCAAAUAACAUGGCAGAGGGUUUAGUCCAAGAAAGUAAAAAGUCAUUAAAAAUGGAGGCUACCAUGGAACGGCAGGCGAGCGAAUUUGAUUUAGAACGCGAGCAGCUGAGGAACAAAUUAUUACGGGAAGAAAAUAGAAACAAAGAACUUCAAGCUCACAUUGAAUCUCUCAUUUGGCAAUUAGAAAAUGUGCAUAACGCAAAACCUGUAUUGAAAGAUUCCGUACACACAGUGGAGAUUAAGUCCAAUAUUUCAGCUCCUCCAUUGAGGCUGUCUAGUGAACGUACUUGGACCUCAAGUCCACAGACUAUUCAUGCAAGCAAGCCUGUGGGAAAUAUAGUGGAAAGAGAGGCAGGCUUAACGCCUCGCUCGGCUGGUGAUGUAAACGUUCGUAAACAUGAUAAUGUGAGAUAUGCAAGUCCCCAGGCGAUAAGUGUUGAACGGGGAAAUGUUCAGUAUGGCGACUCAAGCUACGAGACUCGUGUUGGCCCAAUAGGGGCUGUUGCAGAUAGCAAACAUGUUUUAGAUCAUCAUAAACCACUCAAUGUCUCAGUUACUGGUCCAACUGUUGUGAGUAGUGGCAGUCGGAUCAUGGUGCAAACCAAUAACCCCUCAGUGUCUCAAGGGCCCGUCAGCCCUCGUAGAACUUUAACCAUAACCAGGGGCACACCGCCUCCAGUUCCUCCCAACAAGCCCUCGUUUCCUGUAACUACAACAAUUCCUGCGCAGAAGUCGUCAACGACUGCCUCAACAUCCUUGCGAAAGGAGGACCGCCUCUCUGGGUCAAAACCUGUUCAUAUACCAGUAAGCGUUGUUCACACUUCGACAGUUUCCGCCUCACCGAGUCAACGCACACCGUCACACGAAGGCUCCCCCUCUACUCUGCAUAAACCAGCUCAGUUUCGUGAUGAUAGUUUUGAUAGUUUCACCUCUGACUUGCACGCUGAUCUCCCACUUCCCCCACCCACCUCUGAAUCCUUUGACUUUCUCGAUCCCGAGAUGGCCGACCUUCAACAGCUCCUUGUUUCCAUGGUGUCAGUACCUUCCAAUACGCCUGGAGUAGAUUCUAGAGUAGCAGUAGAAGGCAUGCUUUCGUCUUGUUCACCCUGCUCUGGAUCAAUUGAAAUGUCUCCAUCAAAUGUGCCAAUCUCUGUGACAUCAUUAGUUGUGACAUCAUCAAACACAUCUGUAAAUAUGACAUCAUCAGUGACAUCAUUUGAUGACCAUUCCAUGACCUGCAGUUCCAAUGGAACUCCUCAGGGCUUAUUAGAUAUUGGUAAUAAGGCAGCCAAUGAAAUAAUUUCACCGGGUCCUGUGGCAACUCCUUUGAUAUCACCAAGAAAAUCAGCAUGGAUGGAAGCAUCUAGAAUGGAAGCUGAACAAUCAGCACGCUCUACGCAAAUAGUAACCUCCAUGGCAUCAGUGAGUACUGCUUCAACAUCUCCUCCAAUAUUUGCAGUCAUGACAUCAGCAAAGAUGUCAACAGUUGUAUCACCUAUAAAUACUAUGAACAUGUCACCAUUGACAUCAUCUUUGAUGUCAUCAGUAAUAUCUUCACCUGCCAGCGCUGUUUCAUCACAUGCAAUUGGUGUAAAUAUGUCACCAAUGACAUCACCAAUGAUAUCACAACAGAAGACUUUAGUAACAUCCAAUAUAAGCAUUAGGACAGCAACAACUAAUUCUGAACCUCAGCAAAAAUUGUCAACAAUGAUAGUUCUGCCGGAAACAUUGCCUGUAGAGAUUUAUAGUAAAGAUAUAAACACCACUAGUGCCAUCAAUGUGGUUACUAGAGUAUCUGCGCAAAUGGCUGUUAGAAGUUCCUAUGAAAACAGUCAGCUGUAUGCCAACAGUGUUCACUCAAGAACCCCAGAACAAAGAAUGCAGGAAAGAUUUGUGCCAGCUUCUCCAAUCCAUAGGUAUGCAGCAACGGGGGUUGUGGAUGCACUACGAAAGUUGAUAUUUGACCUAGAAGCUGAUGUUAAUCUUCCCAUGAAAGACGGUACCACGCCAGCUCACUGUGCUGCAGAAAAUGGUCAAGAAGACUGCUUACAGCUACUUUUGGACAAGGGUUGCCAUGUGAACAGCUUGAGGGAUGACCAACAGACUCCUGUGCACUGUUCAGCAUCCUUUGGUCACAUUGGUUGCCUGAGGCUGCUAUUAGAUAAGAGAGGUAACUCCAAUCUUGCUGACCAAUAUGGAUGGUCUCCCUUACACUGGGCAGCUAAUAAUGGCCACCUGGGGGCAUGCAGGCUUCUACUCUCAUAUGGAGCAAGGAGACUUGUGUAUUCUAAUAACAUGUGGACACCUUUGCACCUGGCAGUACAAUCUGAUUGGUCAGAAAUUCUUGAACUCCUGUUAACAUUCGAAUCCACCCAAUCAGAGAAGGCAUCUCAUGUCCAGUCGGCCAUCGCUCAGACUGUAGAUAAAGAUGGCCAGACAUUAUCUCAUAUAGCUGCUUGUAAGCAGUCCCAGAAAUGCCUGUCUGUGAUACUAGCCUACUGUGAUAUUGACUACGAUGUGUGCGACAGAUGGGGACGAACUGUCCUCGAUAUAUCCUCGCCUAACUGCAUGCAUGUUCUCGACUAUUAUGCUAACUCUCGCACCCUGAAUCUCACUGUUGAAGUGCAAUGCUCUGGCCCUGCCUACUCCCAUGCAGACCCUUACCUGAUUGGUCGACUUCUUGUCCAUCCCAAGAUGCACUGGGGCCAGCUGGACACAACGGUGUCACGAUGUUUUGGGGAAUACCUUGGACAACUGGACAAGGGUCUGAGCACCAAGAAGACCAUCAGACUGGACCCGGAAGGGUCUGGCAGCGAGGGAUCUCAGUUCACCCUUGGCCUGACUGCUGACAGCAUUGAUGGCUACAGUAUAGGGAAUGUGUUCUGGAGGAGAUCUGAGCCCUACCCGGCAGUGAAGCUUCAAGACAUUCUGUUUGACCAACAAGAAGUCACCGUGGCUGUGAUACUCAAAGGUUCCACUUGUGACUUGGACUCGUUGGCUUUUGAUCUGCUGCUCCCAAAACCUUUCAUUGAAAGUUACAUCAGAUUGUUGGAGCAAUACAAAUGUGUCGUGUUUUACGGACCAGAAGGUACCAGGAAGAAACAGCUAGUGAAAAGGCUGUCAAGAUACUUGGCUGAGAAGGAGAGGCAGCGUUGUGGAGAGUCCCGUCUCUCCCAGGUCUACCUGCAUAGGGACUUCAAACACAGGGAUUUCGAGAGCCUACUCAAGACUGAAGGUUGCCUGCUACCAGCAGACAGUGAGACGUGCCGGUGCAAUCUGCUGGUGCUCUUCCACCUAGAGAAGGUGAACCUGGACCAGAUGUUGGGCAGCUUCACCGAGAGGAUCGACAAUAGGGGCAGCAAGCAUACCUUCAGUGUGCAGGCUUCUGAUGGUGUUCAUGAAUUCUACUACUUCCCAGAAAACUUUUAUCUCAUUGCCACAAUGGAUAAGCCAAGAUCGACUGGGCUGGACCUCAAUCUGCAGCAGCGAUUUCGUUGGGUGCAUUUCCGUAUUAGUAACGAGCCAAUCAAAAACCUUCUUGGGCGUCAUAUGUUGCGACGUCUGCUGCAUACAUAUGGUGGGGAGAUUCCAUCACCAGAGGAGAGUCUCUUUAAGGUUGUGGAAUGGGUACUGUGUGUGUGGCAGCGUGUGAACCACGGCGCCAACAAGCUGGGUCUAGUGGACGUGGUCCUUGGGCCCGACAUCUUCCUGCCCUGCCCUCUCGAGUCCAAGAGUUCAAUUGUCAUCUUGGACUGGUUAAAACGCCUGUGGAAUGAAACUGUAGCCCCUGCAGUGCAUGAAGCCAUACUGAAGGGUGCUGGGAAGGACUCGACUGUUGAAGGUCAGCAGAAGGUCACCAACACUGCCCUCUAUGUUUUGAUGCAGCGUGCAAUAGUGCCAGGGUGUCCCUUAAACGGACAGGAAAAGGAAGACUUCCUUCGUGAACUGAGUGGCAGCAAUGAGCUCAAUGUGCCUCUUAAAACAGAAAAGAUUAACUUCUCAGCUGCCAUGGCAAUGUCCUUGAAGCAAAACCUUCACAACGGAAACCAUAGAAACAGCGAAAAUCCGGUGUCUGCUGCUCAGAAUAGAAAUUCAAGUGGUACACCUUCAAACAUCAGCAGUAAUAACCCCAGUGCAAGCAGCCAGAACUAUCACAACAACAGUAUGCCAAAGCGAAGAAGCUAUUCAGACCAGCCAACCAAUCAGAAUGGGGACAUUGAAAUUCCCGUCAUCCACGACCCCCUAGGUGCAGCUACCGGCGAUAUACAAGCCAAAAUACCCAAACUGGAGAUUCGCUCACCGCUUUUAGGUUUGCCGAUAUCCCUGCCCAACACUUUCAGCUCUGGUGAUAGAUUCAGCCUAUCAAGGUCCUCGUUAAAUUCCAAGACGGGCGGUAGCUCGUUAAGUGCCAAUGCCAGUAACAGUUUGAUGAAUGCUUCAUUCAGUCAACGAAGAUCUACUUUUUCAUCUACUCAGAGCAGGAUUCCACAGUUGUCCUCAGCGGCCUCGGCAUACAAAAGGUCAAGGUCCUCUGAGAAUUUAUCUCUGACAGAUCAGCUGUCCAAUAGACAGGACCAGAAGGAGGCAACUAGUCCGUUUACUUUCUCGCUCACAACACCGAAUACAUCGCUGUUUUCAUUCAAGAUGUUUGAUAAGGGCAACGAAAGAAAGCCGUCCAAGAGCCGCAGUCAGAGUUCAAGCCCCACUUCCUUGCUUUAUCCAAGGUCACUGAAUAGGAGAUGAUGUUUUAUCGAUGUGUAAAAUGAGAUGAUACAAAUUAAAAUGAUAUGUUAACAACAUGUUUAAUGAAUACCAGUAUUUAUUUUGAAAUUUUGAAUUCUUUCAGAGGGAAAUGCAUGAGUAUGAUUUCUCUUCGGUUAAUUUAAGCAAAAAAAAAUGUUUGUUUGGACUUAUAUUUAUGUUCAAUUGACAAAACAGGUUCACUUACAAUGAAAAAUAAACAUAAGAAAUACAUGUAAAUCUAUGCAAUGUUCCUUUUAAAUGCUACUUUUUAGAAAUUGUACACAUUGUAUAAUAUAAAUGAAAUAAUGAAUCAGAUUCUUAAAAUAUCAGGUACGUUACAAAUUCAAGUUAUUUAUUAACUUUGGAUUGUAACAUUCCAACAUUAUCUUUCAGGUCAUUUAUUUGUCUGCUUGUAUCUUGCUGAUCUUUGUUUUGUUAUGCUCCCGGUAGGGUGGCAUAUAGCAGUUGAACUGUCCCUCAGUCAGUCUGUCAGUCCAUCCGAAAACUUUAACAUUGCCCAUAAAUUUUGCAAUAUUGAAGAUAGCAACUUGAUAUUUGGCAUGCAUGUGUAUCUCAUGGAGCUGCACAUUAGUGUUGAAAGGUCAAGGUCAAAGGUCAAAUAUACGGCUUCAAAGGUCAUCCUUCAAGGUCAAAGGUCAAAUAUACGGCUUCAAAGCGGCGCAGUAGGGGGCAUUGUGUUUCUCUUGUUAAAUAUGAAAUUUUAUUACAUUCAGCAGUUUUGUGUAUCAGUAAUUCAUAAAUUACGCAUUGUUUUAAGCAUUUACACCAUAUUUUUCCCAUCACAGCAUUUUGUUUUCUAAGUAAAUUUUGUUUCAAUUCAAAUUUUCAGCAUAAAUCAGUAUACAAUGUAGCAUGCAGAUUCAUCAGCAUUGUUUCAAAGCAAUUAAAUACAUCAACAUUUUUUUAAUGCGGUUUGAUAUGAUUUUAUUUAAAUAUUUUAGUUAAUACAGUUUUGUUUAAAGCUUGCUAUUUCAGUGUUAAUGGAGUUUUGUUUUAAGCUUGCUUUUUCAUAGUUAAUGCAGUUUUGUUUAAAGCUUACUAUUUCAGCAUAAAACUGAGAACAACUUAUAUUAUGGUCAUAUAUAGUGUACAGACUGGAGAAAUAUUCCCAAAACUAUUACAGAGUCCGAUGACUUUGCUUAUUUCGCUAGCAAUUGUGAAGACAUGCACUGAAGUCUUUAGUGUGUACUACUAAAAAUAUAUACAUAGGAAUAUAACAUUCUUGCCACAUUAACCUUGAAAUGUAUAGUUUCUUCAAAGAAUAGCUACUCUUUAUUACCAGUAUUGCAGCAAUUGUAAGAGUUACUGCCCUUGUGCCAACAACUAUUCAAUGCUAUGUUCAUUUGAAGACCAUGUGUGAUGAAUGGUAGGAAUUUUUGGUUCAUAUUAACUAUAAUGUAGUUUAAUUACAUAUUUUGUAUGUUUUGUGUGCCAUAUUGGUCAUAAGAGAUUAUAUUUAAAAUUGGUUACCAUAGGUAAAUCUUUAAGGUUAAAGUUUUUUAUCUUAAACAAUUGGAUAUUUAUGAAGAAUGUCAGUCAUACUAUGUGUAAUGAUUUGUUUGCCUUUGUUGAAACAAAUGCCUCAUUGUACAUGCAAUAGUCAUGCCAUAGAAUAAACUUUAAAUAAAGUUGCA